AUGGCUUCCAAAACCACCAUGAAAGCCGCCACAAUCAACCUCGGCUACGGCAUUUCUUCGCGCGAGGCAGCUAUCGAUGCUGUCUACCGUUUCACGCAAGGCCUCGACAAUUCCGACGAAGCCCUCAUUCGUUCUGCAUUCACGACAGACGCCGUCAUUGACCGCUCUGGGCUCAAAUCGGUCAUCGGUUUCGAAUUCCCAGGGCUCGAAGGGUUGGAAAGCAUUGUAAGCGACGUUUUAUCCACCAUCGGCCCGAUGGACACUGGACACCACGUUAGCAACGCUCGAGUGGAAAUGAGCGAAAAUGAAGAAGAAGCACAGGUGACCUGUUACGUGCUUGCGCAGCACUAUAGACCUGGCGAGGGCUGUGAUCCAGCCAAAAAGAUCCACUUGCUUAUAGGAAAUCAUUACAAGGCCAAUGUCGUUCGCGACCAGAAGGACGAAUUAUGGAAGAUCAAGAGAAUGGAAUUCAGUAGCCUUUGGAGUGACGGAGAUUUGAGUGUCUUGGGGAUGUGA
Molecule: messenger RNA, 516 nt
Organism: Rhinocladiella mackenziei CBS 650.93
Lineage: Eukaryota; Fungi; Ascomycota; Eurotiomycetes; Chaetothyriales; Herpotrichiellaceae
Exons: 1
Coding region: 1-516 (171 amino acids)
Source: RefSeq, a predicted model, not a curated record